ACGACUUUGCUUGAGCGCUUUACGACUGUUUGGGGAGGCUGAUUCAAAAUGGAGUAGCGAAAAGUUAACUGACAGUGUUUACCCAGAUUCCGCCGUUAAGGUUUUAUUUUUUAUACAUACUCAUCACGUUUAUGUGAAUUGACCGCCGCUGCACAUUAGCGAGCCGAAAACACGAUGGGCGACGAGAAGGAGUCCGACUCUUUUCGUUUCUUCUCGGGCUACGACGAUUUGAGCGAUAGCAGCGAUGACGGGGACGGCAGCGGCUCGGACGAGGAGAGGAAGAGUCUGAGGAAGGCGAGCCAGAGGCCGGGUGAAGAUGCUCCGGGAGGCGGCGGCAGGUCUCCCGGCCAGGGGACCAAACGGGCCGCCGGAGGAGCCCCGCUGCCCAAACCCGACGAGCUGUUCCGCUCCGUGUCCAAGCCUGCGUUUCUCUACAACCCGCUGAACAAGCAGAUCGACUGGGAGAGCCGCACGGUGAAAGCCCCGGAGGAGCCCGCCAGAGAGUUCAAGCCGUGGAAGACCAACGCUGUGCCCCCUCCUCAGAGCUACGCCUCAGAGCCAGAGAAGAAGAAAGGGCCACCACCGGGGAUGGACAUGGCCAUAAAGUGGUCCAACGUCUAUGAGGACAAUGGGGACGACGCACCACAACCUUACACUGGCAAUGCCCGCUUCCUGCCCGCAGAGGAGCAGUCCCCUGACUCAGAUGAGGAUGACGCACAGAAGGCCAUGUCUGCUAAGAAACGCAGGGUGGAGACCUUCCAGCAGAAGGAGAAGAGGAAGCGGGACCUGGGACAGGCCACGUCCGACAAGAGCUUCGUCGAGGAGGAGAAGAGAAUCCUGAGGCAGCAGCUGGAGUAGGCCCGAGCUGCCUGCAGCAAGGCAUCAGUUUCUAACUUAAAGACAGACAUUGAACCACAGACACUGGCAAAUGGACCGUUGGGGAGGUGUGCUGUGAACAGAGAUAGCUGGCUAUAAGGUGUCAUGAUUUGGAAUACUGUAACAAUAUUUGUCUUCAAAUUAAUGCUGGUGCACUUGAUGACAGACGUUUGGUUUAAAUUUUGUAAAUGGGUUUGUGUCAUUGGGAUUACAGGCAUAAAUAAUAGUGUUAAAUUCUCAGUUAUUCAGAUAGCAGCACCCCAGCGCCAUAAUAAUGCUGAAGUGCAGGUCUGACGUGUUUGUUUGGUUCUGGUCCCGGCAGAUCCCUCUUUGCUGUGUUCCCUCCCUGGUUAGAUGAGCAGUCAGCCGCUUUGCUCUCCUGCCAUGACACCGAGUAACUAUUGUGUUGUUUGUUGGACUCUUUUGUUUGUCUUUUUUUCUUUUUUUUUUUUUUAACUAUGUAACUAAAAUAAGAGAGUGACCUCUGACUGUGGUGGUUUACAUGCAUAACUUCUGUAUAUUCUCUAUAUUUCUCUUUCAGUUGUAAAUACACAAUCACCACCAAACAGACCCAAUGCUUGGAAAUUUAGCCGAAGAAAAUGAUUAUCCCUGUGUUUAUGGGAAAGUGUAUUUUAAUGCAGCAGCUUUCUAUUUAAAUUGACAAAAAGUGUAAUAAAUGGCUUCAUUUCAAUUUAAAUUAUGGUGAGAAACUUCCAGCUGUUGUUCCCGCUUAUGCACACUAGAUGUCGCCUCUGAGCCACACUGGAAGAAGUGAGUGUUCAGCUUUUAGAGUGACCUGCUGCAUGUCCAUUGCUGUCUAAGUGUUGGGGACACAAAAGGCAACAAGAGCCCAUAAGAAUGAUAUUUCUAAGAAAAGAAAUGUUGAUUGGUAGCUGGUUUUAUUUUGGCACUCUUUAGCUACUUCAUGAAUUUAUAUAGUUUCUUGAGUUGUGUGACACCUGGCGUUAUACAGCACUUUAGACUAGCCCAGAUGUGGGAUAUAAACAAAACAUUUAAGAAAUUGAAGAAGUGGUGAAGGGAUUCUUCCAUUUCUGUCAACAAAUCUGUAUAGUGUGCUUAGACAACCUGCUGUAAUUGUUUAUUGUCAGUGAAAUAUUAUUUGUCGUACACCUCUGAAGCAAUAAAUGAUAAAUAUUUUACUGUAAAA
Molecule: messenger RNA, 2044 nt
Organism: Myripristis murdjan (pinecone soldierfish)
Lineage: Eukaryota; Metazoa; Chordata; Actinopteri; Holocentriformes; Holocentridae
Gene: c4h1orf52
Product: chromosome 4 C1orf52 homolog
Exons: 3
Coding region: 175-858 (227 amino acids)
Source: RefSeq, a predicted model, not a curated record